AUGGGUAAAAAAUCGAAACGUCAAGUAUAUUUAACGUAUGUUGAUCAUAAAAUUUUGAAAGAUGACAAUAAUAAUUCGUCUUCUUUAUCGUUGAAUUCAUCAAAAUCUACUAUUGAAAUUUAUUCAAAUCCAAAUUUAACUAAACGUAUAACAAUUUAUCAAUUAGCCGAAUGUUUUUCUGCGGAAUAUUUUGAUUCAAUUAAAAAUGAUUAUCAGCAAUUUAUGAAUUUCUAUUUUAAUUCAUUUACUAUUCAAUUAUUUUUUUAUGAAAAUGAUGUUGAAGAAAAAAAACAAAUUGUUAUCAAACACAUUGAAAGUUUAUUUCAUGAAAAACACCAACUACAACCAAAUGAUACAUGUGCCUCACCUUCCUCACAAUUACCAGCAACAACAUCUGUCGAUAAUAUUUUGCAUACUUUUGAUGUUCAAUUACUUGUUUCCGGCCAUAUCAUACCAAAAGAUCAUCAAUUAGUCGGACAUGUUCGUCUAUAUUUUACCACAACAGAUUUAUUUAUAACGCAGUUUAGUUGUCUUAUUGCCGAUUUAAAACAGACAAUAAUAAAUCAAUAUUCAGCAUCAAAAAAAAUCAUGUGUAUUCCGUAUUAUACAAUACGUAAUUAUGGAAACAGAGGACAAAUAUUUCUAAUUGAACUAGGUAAAUCUGAUCAUGGUGAUGGUGAAAUACAUAUGAAAUGUUUAAAUUCAUCAUUGGCACGUACAAUUCAUUUAUUAGUUAGUCCAGUAAUUGAAGAACGACCACCUGUUCUAUCAUCAGCGUUUCAAAAUCAAUUGUUAACGUUGAAAAGAAUGGAAAAAUCAAGACAUAUACAACCGCCCGUUCAGUUAAGCACCAGUGGUUUUAUAAAAUCGCGAUCAUUACUAUCAAUGGCCAGUAAUGAACAACAGCAGAAGUCAGUAGUAAAAAAACGCUGGUAUAAAACGGUUAAUUUACAUUCACAAACAUUAGUUAAGCCAACAGUAGAUGAGAAAGUUUUAACUUUAUCAUUAUAUGAAGAACAACAACAGCAGAUUCAGCCUGAUAGAAAUGGAACUGAUAUUUUCCCAUGCGAAUCAAUCAAUGCUCCCAAUAAUUCAGAAGUACAACAACAGUGUUCACGUUCAUCGUCAUUUCCAUUUAAUUUAAUGUGUCAUAUGCCAAAAAAAGCAUCACCAAUUAUUAAUGAUAACGAUAAAAAAAGUAGUGAAAAACCCGUUAGCGUUAAAUUAAUUAAGCGUUCGGUUACAUUUUUUACACGAAAACUAUCAUUUCGUAAAAAUAAACGAACAGCUCAUAGUUGUAGUGAUGAUAGUGAUGAAAGUAAUUCAGUUCUAGCCAAUACUAUAGAUGCAAAACCAGAACUAUCAAUGCCUACAACUAUCUCAAAUACUCAACAUCAAACACUAUCAAAACCGUUUCACACAAAUACACAUUAUUUACAAACAAUUGAUUCAUCCAAUGAAUCACAACAACAAAAGUUUAAACCUAUUAAACAAAUAAAUAGUUGUCUAGUUGACAAAGUUCAUUGUGAUGCGAGCUUAGAGAGAGAAUACAAUUCACACGUGGGAGUAUCAUCAACGUACGUGGAAAUGACUAGUGAUUUGACCAAAAGCAUAAGAAAUAAUGAAAAUAGCAACAACAUUGAAGAGAAUGCAUUGUCAGACGAAAAUCGAUCGAUAAAUGAAAAUGAUAACGAAUCACAAACAUCGACUAAACUUGAUGCAUCAGUCAAUACUACAAUUUCCAUGCCGCCACAUGUUCGUUUUGCUGUGAUUGUUGGUCAUACUGUUCAUUUGAUUGCGGAUGAAAAGUCACUAUUACCAAAUGUUGGUCCACGAUCAUUCACAUCUCCUGCAUGCGUGAUGCAACCGUUUAAAACCCAACUUUAUUUACAAUCAAAACUAAGAAAUCCAAAAUUGGAACAAACUGUUUUGUCUUAUUCUUAUCUAAAUAGUAACAUGAAUAGUUCUGGGUAUAGCUCAUUAUAUAAAACAUCUCAACCAAAUUCUGCUUCACCAUCACAACAGUCACUAUUACUUUCCUAUGGUGUUGUCACUUUUCCAUCAUCGUCCGACGUUGAAUCAAAUUUAGUUAUACAAGCGACGCAAGCAACUUCAAUGAAUGAUUUUGAAAAAAGAUUUAAUUCUGAUUUGAAUCUGAAGUCAAAUAAUUAUUUUCAACAACAAUUACGUCAAGAUAGUAUCUCAUCCGGAUCAAGCACUCAAAUUGGUCCCAUGGUCGGUUAUGAUGGAGAUGAACAGUCUAUAGCAGGCAAGAUAUCAUUACCAUCCAUUUCAAGCGACACGGCUUCAAUGACAACACCUACACUUCCGUUUACAUAUCUUAUCGGACAACCGUUAACAACAAUAAUUGAUGAACAAGCGAGUAAUAUUUAUCAAUCAACUCCACGACAUUCAUCAAUUAAUUUAUGUCAUCAUGCAACAUUAUCCCAUAUAGAUGAAGAAAAAAAUUGUGAUCCAUAUGCCUUGACUGAGCCAGUAUUGACACCUUCCUUCAGCAGUCGAUCGCAGUCACUAAAGACACCAUUUUUACGUUCACCGCCGUCGACUAAAAAUAACGGCAAUACUAGCACAACAACGAUGAAUAUUUAUUAUACCGAUUUACUAUUUCCACAGCAAUCUCUGGAUAAUAAGGAAUCUUACUCAAAUCAUGAUUCACCUACUCUAACAGAAGAUUCGACUAAUGAUUCAAGUACUGAUCAACAAAAAAUAUAUACAGAUAUUGAUUUUACGGAGACAAAUCGUCGCACAACAAGUCCACCACAAUCUAGUGAGAUUUCUACUCAAUUUGAAACUGGAGAUCUAGCACCAUUUUGUCUAUGA
Messenger RNA from Didymodactylos carnosus, 2841 nucleotides. The record is from the annotation of a GenBank genome assembly. Lineage: Eukaryota; Metazoa; Rotifera; Eurotatoria; Philodinida; Philodinidae.